Alternaria novae-zelandiae is the source of this 843-nucleotide messenger RNA. RefSeq lists its product as uncharacterized. The transcript has a single exon. Bases 1 to 843 code for a protein of 280 amino acids. Lineage: Eukaryota; Fungi; Ascomycota; Dothideomycetes; Pleosporales; Pleosporaceae. The record is from RefSeq and is a predicted model, not a curated record.
AUGGGAAAUUCCAGCAACUCCGACGGCGGCUUCAACGCUAACAUGGGACUCGCCUAUUGCUCUUCUAGCACUUCAAGUGCGGCUCUCUCAGCCUUGCAGACCCCGCCUUCCUCUCUCCACUUACCCGUGACAACAUGGGGCUCUGACACCUCGCCAGCUUUGGAUCUUAGUUUCUCAGCCUCGUGCGACACUAGCAACAGCCUUGAGACAGCAGGUUGGUGGAAUGAGAACGACCCCACCGUUCAGCCGCCAUACUCUACUAGCUUUGGUCAAAGCAAUCUGCGAUCUACGAGCCAGAAUGUGAGAUUAGAAGGACUAGGGAUUUCUUACGACUCAGCCGCAUUCGACUUCGGCGCUAUGAACGAUAGCUAUUCGGCCCCCAGAGCCUCAGCCUCGUUCGAUAUGGCUAGCUAUGGUGCCAUGUACAACAGACCAUCACACCAUUACGCGCAACCACAAGUGCCAUCCACCAGUCAACCAGUCUCGCGCUCUCCCUCACCACGCGUCGAGCCCCGCUUCCACCGCUCCAAGUCAAGUCAACAUCGCUCUAGCCAAUCGUCAAGACGCAAAUCCAGCCAUUCUUCCCAACAGUCCUCGCGGCAGACGAGCGCAAGCAGUGGCGGUGUCGGCUUCGUCAACUUCACGCCAGACGAUAGCCGCAAAAUCCUCACAGGUGUCGCACCCAGCGGUUCCAGCAAGACCAAGGCACGACGAGAGAAGGAAGCCGCCGAUAAGCGCAGGAAGCUUAGUCGAGCGGCUAUGAAGGCUGUUAUAGAGGCCGGUGGUGAUAUCGACAGUCUGAGGAGGUUAGAGAGGGAGGGUCUGCUGGUCAUGGAAGGGUGA